GAAGAGGGCAAUGACCCUCGAACAAUUGGAAAACCUGACUUGGGAAGACUUCAAGACGGAGAUCCACGAUAAAUACAUUCCCAAGAGCUACAGAAAGAAGAAAGAGACGGAGUUUUUCAAUCUGAAACAAAACAAGAUGUCCGUGACGGAAUACGAUCGCGCUUUCUGCGACAUGUCUCGCUAUGCCCCUCAUCUGAUCGACACUGAUGAAAAGAUGGCCGAGAAGUUUCGUUCAGGCCUUAGGCAUGAGAUCAAGAUGGCGCUUGCUGGUCAUGGUAAUCUCACCCACUCUGAGGCACUUAGCAGAGCCCUGGAUGUUGAAGCAGCCAUGCCUGAAGACCGCCCAACCCAGACUCAAGCUUCGGGAAACAACGAUCGUGGGAAGAGAAAAUGGGAUGGCAACAACAACAAUAAUAGGGGUUACUACAACAACCAAGAUAACAAGAGGCCAUGGCAAGGAAACAUGAUGCCACAAGGGCAAUGGCAAGGACGACCAGUCAAUCCAGGAUCAGCUGGAAACAAUCAGGGCCAGCUCAGGGCACCUUUGUGUCCCAAAUGCUCCAAGUCACAUCACGGCAUAUGCUUGGCUGGCAGCAAUACCUGCUUUAAGUGUGGCCAGAAGGGCCAUUUUGCCAGAGACUGCCAAGGAAAACCACAAGGAGGAAUGAGAGGGCCGAAUCAGCCGGGCCAAGUACAACCACUCAGGGCUAUCCAAGGCCAACAGUUACUCUACCCACCACCACAGCAGCAGUAUCGACCUGCGGCACGUCCACCGCAAAUUCCACAGGCAAGAGCCUAUGCCUUGCACAAGAAUAAGCAAGGAAACAACCAAGGGAAUUUGGCAGGUCCGGGCGACAGAAAGUGAAGCAGAAGAAGAAACGACUCCACGCCAGCUUUAAGAACAAUUGAGGUUGAGCAGGCGAUGGAAUGGAUCGGUGUUGAGCGGAUUUCCCUUUUGAUGUUUAUGUAAUGAAACCUUGAGUAUGCAUCUCCAUAUGCAUAACUCACACGUUUUUCCGCUGCAAACACUCUGAAUUUGUUAUCGUAUUGUGGAACUUAUUACUUCUUCAUUUUGUUUAACUUUCAUUUGGGGUUUA
Messenger RNA from Salvia miltiorrhiza (redroot sage), 1097 nucleotides. RefSeq lists its product as uncharacterized. Bases 11 to 865 code for a protein of 284 amino acids. Gene Ontology annotation, molecular function: nucleic acid binding; zinc ion binding. Lineage: Eukaryota; Viridiplantae; Streptophyta; Magnoliopsida; Lamiales; Lamiaceae. The record is from RefSeq and is a predicted model, not a curated record. The transcript is spliced from 3 exons.